GAAGGCCCAGGAGGACUUCAAGGAAGUGAAGGCUUAAAGGGUAAGAGAGGUGAGGAGGGACCAAGGGGGAAACAAGGCCAUCCAGGUGAGAUGGGCAUGCCUGGACCACAGGGAUACAGAGGAUAUUCUGGUAUCCAGGGUAACAUUGGACCAUGGGGUGAGGUCGGGCCCCGUGGCCUUCCAGGUGACCAGGGGCCACAAGGUCCUGUUGGCCCGCUUGGAGUUACAGGUUACCCAGGUAAAGAUGGACCUCAGGGAAGUUCUGGAUCCGCUGGUGUCAAAGGAGAUAAGGGAUCCAGAGGAGCUUUGGGGCAGGAGGGAGUUGCUGGUCUCGAUGGUGAGGAGGGUCCAGUUGGACUGAAGGGACCUGAGGGACCAGCUGGACAAAAAGGCAUAUCUGGUGACAAGGGAAACACUGGGCCUCCUGGACAGAAAGGGCCAUCUGCAUCCUUGUCUGUUUCUGCCCUGAAAAUGCAUCAGAAUCAUUCCCCGAAUCUAAAAGGGUACAGGGGUUCACCAGGGGAUCGAGGAAAACAUGGAGUGCCAGGGCUCAAGGGUGAGCCAGGUACUAGAGGUUCAUCAGGCAUGUCUGGACAGUUCGGACCAGGGGGCAACACUGGGGCAGCCGGGGCCAAAGGCCAGAAGGGGCUCCGGGGACACACUGGCCCCCCUGGCAGUAUAGGUCCCGCUGGACAAAUUGGACCAUCAACACCAGGUUUGCCAGGCAAGAGAGGUGUUGAGGGAAAAACUGGAAUCCCUGGACCAAAGGGCAGUCACGGUGAGGCAGGCAAGCUCGGUCUUCAAGGGAUCAAAGGAGACAUGGGCAUGAGAGGUCAAACAGGGGCGAAAGGAGAGCCAGGGACAAGAGGCACAAUGGGGACUGUGGGGAAGAUGGGGUUCAUUGGCACUUCAGGUGCUAAAGGUCGACCUGGACCUGCUGGUCCUCCCGGUCUUCUAGGAACUAAAGGAAUCCAGGGGCCAAAAGGAAAAGGAGCCCAGCCCGGAAGGAAAGGAAAAAAAGGAACUCCUGGAAAAAAUGGAGCUGAAGGCCCGCUGGGUAGACCAGGACCUAUUGGACGACCUGGAAAACCCGGCCUAAGCGGUGUGGAUGGGUUACUAGGGGUUGAGGGUAAUGAAGGAGAUCCGGGUGAUAUUGGUUUCAGAGGAGCUCCUGGAACACCUGGCAGGCCUGGCAAAAUGGGAAACCCUGGAUCCCCUGGGAUCAGUGGGAAUACUGGAGCACCAGGGUUCAAGGGUAAAGCUGGACCAAAAGGAAAAGGACCACCUGGACCAAUGGGGCCAAAGGGUAUUCCAGGACUGAGAGGAGAGAAGGGCAAGUCUGCAAUUAAUGGUCCAAAGGGUCUCCUUGGUGACAUGGGAACACCAGGACCAAUCGGACCACCUGGGCUAAAGGGGAAUCCUGGCUUGCAGGGCCUGAAAGGCCAAAGAGGUCAUAAGGGAAAGCAGGGGGAUACUGGUCCUCCUGGUCCAAGGGGGCAAAAAGGCUUUCUUGGACUCAGCGGUCAGCUUGGAAAGAAGGGAAUGAAAGGUGUCCAAGGCAGGGGAGGACCAAAGGGAGUGAAGGGCAAGCAUGGACCUCCAGGAAAACCAGGUGCACCAGGCAAGCGCAGGCAUACACAAAGGCAGGGAUCAACCCUGAGCCAAAAACAGGUCAAGGAAAUGAUCUAAGGACAAAAACAAGACCCAGUACAAGAUCAAAACUGAAAAAUGUGCCAAGAUCAAGACAAACCCCCAGCCUCCUGAAGCUAAGGGAAGGACAAGAAAAAUGGCCCAGGCCAGUGUCCAGGAGAUGGUCUGAAGUAGAUGAGGCUGAGGAAUCCUUCAGCUGGCCGCAGGGAACUAAAGAUGAUCCUGCCACCACCUGCUAUGAGCUGGGACUCGUACACCCACAUCUGAAUGAUGAUUACUUUUACAUGGACCCCAACCAAGGCUGUCCCUAUGAUGCUGUGAAGGUAUUCUGUAACUUCACAGCAGGAGGAACAACCUGCAUUGACCCUGUGCAGUCUCAGAUUAAAUUACAUUGGGAACCAGUAAAGAAGAAAUCAAAAA
Messenger RNA from Perca flavescens (yellow perch), 2070 nucleotides. RefSeq names its product collagen alpha-1(I) chain-like. The record is from RefSeq and is a predicted model, not a curated record. Bases 91 to 1689 code for a protein of 532 amino acids. Lineage: Eukaryota; Metazoa; Chordata; Actinopteri; Perciformes; Percidae. The transcript is spliced from 31 exons.